AAACUUAAGUCAAAAAUGAAACUCCUGGAAGUAUCAUCUCCUAGAAGUUCAGCAGUCAGUUUGGAUCUUCUUAAUCUUUAUGUGGUUAACCAAAUAUCAACCAAAAAGGACAACACUGAGAACAUGAGGAAACCAGUCCACAUUGAUAUCACUGAAGAUGAAAAGAAACCUAUCAGAAGACAUAACUUAGAGCUUCCCACGUCACCCCUACGUACACAACAUAAGUCAUACUUAGAUGAUCUUCAGAGCAGGUUACAAAAGCAAGUUUUGGACAGCAGGAGACAGCAUCUCUCAGAAAAAGUAAAACACCAGCAAAAUCCGUCACAAGUAAUGGAAUUAGGCUAUGUUGAUUCUAGUAUGGAAAAUGAAGACAACAUGGCAAGAGUUUUUAGUGCUUGUCCGUUGUCCUCCUCUGGUUUUCAGUUCUCUAACCGUACACAGCUUUCAGAAGAAAAUUUCAACACAAAACUAAUGGGCAACACUUGGGAACAGACCUAUGAAAAGAAACUGCCAAACCAGCCAGGAAACAGUUUUGAUCAAGAGCCUUGGAAUACAAAACCUCCAAGCCAGUGUAUUUUCAGGAAGUCUGAUACAAUGCGUCAGGAACUGUUCAAGCCAUUUGAUAGGCCAGACCACAUGAAUUCUGCCAGGAAAAAUCCAGUGAUAAUAGCCAGUAAUGAAUCAGGAAGUUGUGAAGGAAUAAAAGAGACAAUAUUUGAUGUUGUGAAAGAAAAUGCAGAACUGAAAGGUCCCCAAGAUGGAAGUGGUUGUUCCUUUCUGGCACUAUUCGAAGAUGAGAGUCAACCAGUCCAUAAGGAUCCUUCUACAAAGCAUUUUAAUCCUUUUUCUAACCAAAGCAAUACUGACAUUUUUGUCACUGUUCCUGAUGUUAGAAAUCAAAUUACCAACAGAAAUUAUUCUUAUGACAUUAGAAGGGUUUAUCCUGCAAUCAAUACAAAAGAAAAUUCCGUAGACAGACACCUUGAAGGCGUUUUCACAGCUCCAGAACGGGUUUUCCUUAAAAGUAACAAUGUGUUAAGUACAAGCUACAAGGAAACCAGUGGACUUCAUAAAACCCACCUGCAGAACUGUCAUGAGGGACAGCAAUACUUCAUACCCUGUGAAAAGAAAGAAAAAAGAGAAAACUUUGAAAAAAAUGGGAUAUUUGCUUAUCACUAUGAUCAGCAGAAUAGCUUAAAGGAGAAUGUGCAGAAUUAUUCAAGAAAAAAAAGUGAUGACAAGUACGUGAAAGAAACAGCUUGGAAUCAGAACCAUCUCUUUGUAUUUCAAGAGUUCACAGCAGCACAUGAGAAGGGGUACAAGUUUGGAAUGAGUUCAUAUCUUCAUGAGAUGGAAAUGGAUGUGGAAUCACCACUCAGCAGCCAUUCUCACAGCUGCUCUCCAAGGCAGACUGAGAGCUAUUUGAGCUCUAGUUCUGACACAUCUGAAGAAGAAGACACAGCCAAAACGAAGGAAUGUCUGAACAAAGAGUCCUUGAAGACACACGAUGCCAACCCGUUCUCAGCCUCAGCAAGCAGAGGGGCCCCCAAGAGCUCUUGCACUCAAAGUGUGGGUAUACAUUCCAGCAAUUUUUUGGCUAGAGAAGAAGCAAAAGAUCUUCAGGAGAAAGACUCUAAUUUUUGUGCCGCAGAGGAAGAAAAUAAAGCCCAGAGAGCUCUGUCUCAGGGCCCAUCACACCGCGCCCUUAAGAGGGAGCAUGUCACUCGCAGCAGCACCAAGUGCGAUGUUUGGUCGCAGACCGAGUGCUCUGCGAUAGAAGUAGAGAAGGUGGAUGUGGGCACCCAGUGUGGCGCCUUGAGGGUGUGCAGCUGUGGGGGAUCCCUCCCCGCUGCCCGCUGCCCUGCUGGCCAGCCCGCAGCUGCUCCUCCCAGCGCUGCCGGCACCGCCGGAGAGCACGGGCGGCCAGAGCAGGAGGUGCCGCAGCCCGCGGGCACCGCCAGAGCGGCCGGGACACACGCCUUCUCUUCUGAGGCCGAGUACCUGAGUGUGGCUGGCAGGAGGACUCUCGAAGUGCUGAGCUACAUUGAUAAAAUGAAGGAGAGAGAUAAGCAGUGA
Molecule: messenger RNA, 2076 nt
Organism: Cinclus cinclus
Lineage: Eukaryota; Metazoa; Chordata; Aves; Passeriformes; Cinclidae
Gene: REDIC1
Product: regulator of DNA class I crossover intermediates 1
Exons: 11
Coding region: 16-2076 (686 amino acids)
Source: RefSeq, a predicted model, not a curated record